UGCAUCUUGUUUUAAUAAUUUUUAAUCGAGUGUUUGAGUUUAGGCAGCUCCUGGCUUGAUAUUCUCAAAUGUAUUUCCCAGCUGGAACUAGCGCAGAUGAUAGGUACCGGGGUGAAGAACCAGUUCCUCGCUAAAUCCCAGUUGACCGGGACCGAGAUCUCCGCCUUCAACCUCGGAUCCCUGGGGGACGUUCUUAUGACACCCCUUCACACAGCCCACCAUCACGAGGGAUAUAAAGAUAAUCUUCAUGAAACCAGUUCCCAGAGUGUAGUGGUUGCAGUGGACAGGAUUUUUACAGGUUCUACGCAAUUGGAUGGAGAUGCUAUUGUUGAAUUCGUCCGAGCGCUAUGUCAGGUGUCGAUCGACGAGUUGCUGACGGUGCCGCAGCCCAGGAUGUUCAGCUUGACGAAGCUUGUUGAGAUCUCUUACUACAACAUGGGCAGGAUCAGGCUACAGUGGUCUAGGAUAUGGCAGGUUCUAGGUGAUCACUUCAAUGUUGUUGGGUGUAAUCCGGUUCAAGAUAUUUCAUUCUUUGCUGUAGAUUCACUUCGUCAGCUGGCAACAAAGUUUAUCGAAAAGGGGGAGCUGCCACAGUUCCAUUUUCAGAAAGAUUUUUUAAGACCGUUUGAGCAUAUUAUGAAAAAUAAUAAAUCUGGUAGUGUGAGAGAUAUGGUUGUCAGAUGUGUAGCUAACAUGGUUCACAGUCAGUCCUCUAAUAUAAAAUCUGGUUGGACGAAUAUAUUCUCAGUAUUUCAUCUAGCUGCAGCUGAUCAGGAUGAGAACAUUGUUGAGCUGAGUUUUCAAACAGUUGGAAAGAUAGUAACAGAUCUGUACGAGAUACAGUUCAAAAUAAUGGUAGAUUCCUUCCAGGACAGUAUAAAGUGCUUAUCUGAGUUUGCCUGUAACUCCUUGUUCCCUGAUACAAGCAUGGAAUCUAUUCGUCUCAUUAGACGUUGUGCUCAGUUUAUAUCUGGUCAUAAAGAACUUUUCCUGGACAACACGGUUGAUGAUUCUCAGGGACAGUUGCCUGAUAUUGAUCGUAUCUGGAUAAAAGGCUGGUUUCCUAUUCUUUUUGAACUCAGUUGUAUUGUGAGCAGAUGUAAACUCGAUGUUCGAACCCGUGGUCUAACCGUCCUAUUCGAUAUCGUGAAAACAUACGGAGAAGGAUUUGAGACUCAUUGGUGGAAGGAUUUAUUUCAGGUUUUGUUCCGAAUAUUUGAUUCUAUGAAGUUGAAGGAUGGAGACGAAGAUAAGAACCCUGAAAGGGUGGCGGCUAAGACUGAAUGGUUGAAUACUACCUGUAACCAUGCUCUGUACGCGCUGACCGACGUCUUCUCUCAAUACUUUGCUGUUGUAUCUCCUCUUCUACUCAUCGACUUGUUUGCCCAGCUGCAGUGGUGUGUACAGCAGGAUAACGAGCAGUUGGCCCGGUCCGGUAUUUCCUGCUUAGAAAACCUGGUUCUCAGCAAUGGAGACAAGUUUAAUGCAGAGUCUUGGGACUCACUUUGUCAGUGCCUACACGACCUGUUCUGUUCCACUACCCCCUCCCAGCUUAUGACCUGGGCGCCCUUGAAAGGGGGGCAACCCCUCUCACGGCCCCCCUCCGUAGAUCCUACACUUCUAGCAGAUAUAGACGGAGAUAUAGGAUACCCACCACCUCGACAUCACUCGAACCGCGCGAGUGUUGCGAGUAUUAUUAGUGAUGUGACCGACAACAGGCAGCUAUUCAGUUUACUCUCCGUGAAAUGUGUUGUCCAGUUAGAACUUAUUCAAUGCAUUGAUAAUGUCGUCUUCUACCCAGCUACCUCCAAAAAGGAAGAUGCCGCAUAUCUAGCUGUAGCUCAGAACUCGAAGAGCUCCUUCCUGCCUCCACCCUCUGACAGGGGAAUGUAUAGAUUCCUUUCCCUGCAGCACCUCUACACACUUUUGGACUGCUUAAUUCAAGCACAUAGGUUUGCCCGGGAGUUUAAUAUGAACAACGAACAACGGAACCUGCUCUGGAAAUCUAAUUUUAUCGGGAAUGCCAAACCAAAUCUUUUGAAGCAAGAGACUCAAGCUUUAGCCUGCUCUCUCCGGAUUAUGUUCAGAUUAUACCUGGAUCCUGGCCGGUCAGAUUGCUGGUCUGAAGUAGAGAACAGGUUGAUACCACUAGCGAAAGAGGUUAUCCAGUAUUAUCUGAGUCUAAGUUCUGAUUCCCAUGCUGAAGCCUGGACUGGAGUCCUUCUUCUUCUCUUCUCCCAGCUAUCCAGGUUGGAUGGAACGAGGUUAAAGGAGUUUAUCCCCAGCUUGUAUCCUUUAUUAUGUGAACUCUGGUUAAUAGAUCUUAGACCAGAGGUUUGCAGUGUCCUGCGUUCCUUAUUUCUACGUAUAGGAGAAGUAUAUUCUAUCACUAAACAAGAGAAUGGUGUACUGGAAUAGACAUUAGACAACCGUCUUUGUCUAAUAUUCAAUGAGACAUCAGACAACCGUCCUUGUCUAAUAUUCAACGAGACAUUAGACAUCCGUCCUUGUCUUCUUAAUUAGACAGGAACUGUGAGACAAGAGACACCAGGAAAUAUAGACGUUCAGAUAGUAUUCCAGAGAUACAAGACCUAAAAAAACCUACACUUUGUACCAGAUUAAUGUGAGCUUUUCUAUAAGUUAUAAUUACACAUUUGAUGCAGAGUAAAUUUCCUAUUUCAACAAAAAUUAAAUCAAUAAUCAUUUUUUCCGUCCAAAUUUUUUUUAGCGCCUAUAUCACCUUCCCUUCGUAUUAUGCAUUUUAUGGGAAUUGUCAAUCAUCAUUUUUUGGGGAAACGUUCGUAGUUUGGAUAAAAUGGUAGAUGUAGCAUCCAAAAAUUGAUUAAUUGUUAAAUAAAUUAUUAUUAAUUAUCAUCGGAAAUCUGUCGAAACUUAUUUUAUCGACACUAUUAUCAUUCCAGCACUGUGUGAUAUUGUGUGAUUAUUUAUAUAUAAAAUAUUAAUUUUUAUUAAUUUUAGAAUUUUAGUUAUUGUAAACACCUAGUUGUACCAGUUAAAUAUAUAUACUUAUCUAUUA
Molecule: messenger RNA, 3037 nt
Organism: Eurytemora carolleeae
Lineage: Eukaryota; Metazoa; Arthropoda; Copepoda; Calanoida; Temoridae
Product: brefeldin A-inhibited guanine nucleotide-exchange protein 1
Exons: 27
Coding region: 97-2418 (773 amino acids)
Source: RefSeq, a predicted model, not a curated record